Ficedula albicollis (Collared flycatcher) is the source of this 3560-nucleotide messenger RNA. It is a transcript of the gene DLG1, whose product is annotated as discs large homolog 1, scribble cell polarity complex component. Gene Ontology annotation, biological process: neurotransmitter receptor localization to postsynaptic specialization membrane; chemical synaptic transmission. The record is from RefSeq and is a predicted model, not a curated record. NCBI's taxonomy places the organism in Eukaryota, Metazoa, Chordata, Aves, Passeriformes, Muscicapidae. Gene Ontology annotation, cellular component: neuromuscular junction; neuron projection; postsynaptic density membrane. Bases 135 to 2630 code for a protein of 831 amino acids. Gene Ontology annotation, molecular function: kinase binding. The transcript is spliced from 23 exons.
UUGUUUUCCUGGUUUGUAAACGAUGCUGCUGUAAUUCUAUCUGCAUUUUUUUUUUUUCCUCCCCCUGCUCAUUCACCACUCAGCAGCUGGUAGGGAAUUAAGACUGCCUGGCAACCACCUGCAGAGCUGCAGAGAUGAAUUACAUUUUUGGAAAUAACACACUCCUCUAUUCUCGCACCAGUCGAGGCAACGCUGCCUCCAGCCACAGCUCUGUAGGCCCCAAACAGAAGCAGUGGGCAAAGAAAGGCUCAACAGAUGAGUUACGGACUGAGCCUUCCCGGUGGCAGCAGAUAGUGGCAUUUUUCACUCGGAGACAUGGCUUCAUUGACUGCAUUUCUGUCGCUGCCAGCUCCACCCAGCCCACAGAAGCUGUUCCUUCCUCUCCUCCCAUUGUCCCUGUGAUCCCUGUCCCACCAGUCCCUGCUGAGACCAUCCCAUCCACCAUACCACAGGCAAAUCCCCCUCCAGUGCUGGUGAAUACAGAUUCUUUGGAGACUUCAACAUAUGUCAAUGGCACGGAUGCAGAUUAUGAGUAUGAAGAAAUUACACUUGAAAGGGGAAAUUCAGGACUUGGCUUUAGCAUUGCAGGUGGUACAGACAACCCACAUAUUGGGGAUGAUGCAAGUAUUUUCAUUACAAAAAUUAUUGCCGGGGGUGCAGCUGCACAGGAUGGAAGAUUACGGGUUAACGAUUGUAUCCUACGAGUGAAUGAGGUGGAUGUUCGGGAUGUGACACACAGCAAAGCCGUGGAAGCAUUGAAAGAAGCGGGAUCAAUCGUACGAUUGUAUGUCAAGAGGAGAAAACCAGUCACAGAAAAAAUAGUGGAAAUCAAACUUGUGAAAGGCCCCAAAGGUCUUGGUUUCAGUAUUGCUGGGGGUGUAGGAAAUCAGCAUAUACCUGGGGACAACAGCAUUUAUGUAACCAAAAUCAUCGAAGGUGGGGCAGCACAUAAAGAUGGCAAACUUCAGAUUGGAGACAAACUUUUAGCUGUCAACAGUGUUUGCUUAGAAGAAGUUACUCAUGAAGAAGCAGUGACUGCCUUAAAAAACACAUCUGACUUUGUUUAUCUGAAGGUUGCAAAACCCACCAGCAUGUUCAUGAAUGACAGUUAUGCUCCUCCUGAUAUCACAAACUCUUAUUCUCAGCCAGUGGAUAACCAUAUCAGUCCCUCUGCCUACCUGGGACAGUCCCUGCCCCCAGCAUCACCAGGGCGAUAUUCACCAGUUCCCAAGGGAAUGCUUGGAGAUGAUGAGAUUACCAGGGAGCCUAGAAAGGUUGUCCUACAUCGAGGAUCAACAGGUCUUGGUUUCAACAUUGUUGGAGGAGAAGAUGGAGAAGGAAUUUUCAUCUCUUUCAUCCUUGCAGGAGGGCCAGCUGACCUGAGUGGAGAGCUUAGGAAAGGAGAUCGUAUAAUUUCUGUAAAUGGAGUAGAUCUAAAAGCAGCAACCCAUGAACAGGCAGCAGCAGCCCUGAAGAACGCAGGCCAAGCAGUGACUAUUGUAGCUCAGUACCGUCCAGAAGAAUACAGUCGUUUUGAAGCUAAAAUCCAUGAUUUACGGGAGCAGAUGAUGAACAGUAGCAUUAGUUCAGGAUCAGGAUCUUUGCGAACCAGCCAGAAGAGAUCUCUCUAUGUCAGAGCUCUUUUUGAUUAUGACAAGACUAAAGAUAGUGGCCUUCCAAGUCAAGGAUUGAACUUCAAAUUUGGCGAUAUUCUCCAUGUCAUUAAUGCUUCUGAUGAUGAAUGGUGGCAAGCACGGCAGGUAACUCCAGAUGGAGAAAGUGAUGAAAUUGGAGUUAUCCCAAGCAAACGGAGAGUUGAGAAAAAGGAACGAGCUCGUCUGAAGACAGUGAAAUUCAAUUCCAAAACAAGAGGAGAUAAAGGGGAGGUCCCUGACGACAUGGGAUCAAAAGGCCUGAAGCAUGUAACCUCUAAUGCCAGCGAUAGUGAAAGUAGUUACCUUAUCUUGAUUACAGAUGAGUACGGUUGUUCAAAAGGUGGCCAGGAGGAAUAUGUGUUGUCAUAUGAACCAGUCAAUCAACAAGAAGUGAGUUACACUCGACCUGUGAUUGUUUUGGGACCCAUGAAAGACAGAAUAAAUGAUGACCUGAUCUCAGAAUUUCCAGACAAAUUUGGCUCAUGUGUUCCACAUACUACUAGACCAAAACGAGAUUAUGAGGUGGACGGACGUGAUUACCAUUUUGUCACUUCUCGAGAGCAAAUGGAGAAGGAUAUUCAGGAUCACAAAUUCAUUGAAGCUGGCCAGUACAAUAAUCAUCUUUAUGGAACAAGUGUCCAAUCAGUGCGAGAAGUAGCAGAAAAGGGUAAACAUUGCAUUCUUGAUGUUUCUGGUAAUGCGAUCAAAAGGUUGCAGAUUGCCCAGCUGUACCCAAUCUCCAUUUUUAUUAAACCCAAAACAGUGGAAAAUAUCAUGGAAAUGAAUAAACGCUUAACGGAAGAGCAAGCCAGGAAGACAUUUGAGAGAGCCAUGAAACUGGAGCAAGAAUUUACUGAACACUUCACAGCUAUUGUCCAGGGAGACACUCUGGAAGAAAUCUACAACCAAGUGAAACAGAUCAUAGAGGAACAGUCUGGUCCUUACAUCUGGGUUCCAGCAAAGGAAAAAUUAUGAAAACAGAUUUUUAUUUUUCAUUUUAUAACUGACAUCAUCUACUACAUCUGACGACUCUUAAGCCCUUCCAGUGGAGCCUGCCUCUAGUUCUUUCCAGCGUGGUUCAUACCCUAACCAUCACAUUCUGCAGUUCCCAUAAUGCUUUACAUUUGGUGUCUCUCUUAGUUUAAAUAAUUUGUAUUAUUGUGUGUUGUUGGUUUGCCAUUUUUCAAACAUGACAGUGGAAUGGCCUGACCAGCUAUUAGUUUAGGGUGGGGGUGGGAGGGAAUUGCUUGGUAAAAUUCCUUAAUGUUUAAGGGAAAGUAACUUUCAAAGAUUUUUCAAAAAAGCUUUAUAGACAUUCUUUUAAAAUUUCAUAAUAAUUGAAAGAAAAGUUGUAUUCAAGGAAAUUGUAAAUUAUGAGUAACUUUGCACGCUUAACUUUAAUAGCAUGGUUUGGUCAGGGCAAUCAAUUCAGGUUUUAUUUUCUGAGUUCAAUCCUAUUGUCACGGUAUCUUUUUUUCUUUCCAGGCAGUUAGAAAGAAACUUUCAAAUUUUGAGUUAGCAUUUUCAUUAAGUCCCAUUACUACUCCUAAAGGGAUAUUCAUUUUCAUAAUUUCAUACGGAUAUUCUUAUAAUCUAUUUUUUCAUUUUUUGCCAAUAAAAUUACUAGGGACAAGAUGUGUAAUGUUUUUAAUCUUCCUCAUGAAACACUAUUUAUAGUGUGUUACAGAAAUUCUUUAUAGAUAAUGGUCAUCACACUUUUUGAGCCUAAAAAUAGGUUUAGGUGCUAGGAAACAUGUAUUUUUCAGAGGAAUGCCAAAUUUCCAUUGGCAGUAAUUCAGAAAACAGCUGCAGAGAUGGUCAUUAGGGCAAUGAGAGAAUGAUUUAUAGCCUAAAAAUGUGUGUGUUCUUAGGGGUCAGAUUUUAAUGAAUAUUUUACCCACAAUA